GAGAACCUGACUAAUCUUGAGCGUCAAAUUUAUCUGUUCGAGGGUAGUUAUCUGGAUGAUACUGCUCCCUAUGGAAAUAUAAUAAAGGGUUGGGAUCGGUAUUUGCUCACAUCGUCCUCAGGAAGUGCCUUCAGCGCCGCUGCUGGAGCUAACGGCACUGGAGACAAGAGGGUUCGCAAAUUUCGAGAUUCAGACCGUCUAUUUUCCCGAUCUUCUGUAACCUCAAUGGUCUCUUCUGUCAACACCCAUUCCUAUUGCGAAUCUGACAAGAAUGACACCUCAAUUCCUAAUGAAACGUUUGUUGACAGUCAACGCUUUGAGGAUAAUCUCGGUGAAAACGACUCAAAAGUUUAUUCAGGUGGACCAAGCGGCAAAAAGAAGAGGAGACAUCGUUAA
This is a messenger RNA of Mesocestoides corti, 396 nucleotides long. The record is from the annotation of a GenBank genome assembly. Lineage: Eukaryota; Metazoa; Platyhelminthes; Cestoda; Cyclophyllidea; Mesocestoididae.